AUGAAUAACACAAAUUCGCAAAAGUGUAAACAAAAUUUUUCACAGACCAAAUGGAAGCGUUCUCACAUAGAAUGGAACUCCGGCGGUUUUGGUUGUGUCCUGUGCUCUGAAACUGAAAACUCUUCAAAUAAAUUGCAAAUUUGGAAGAAUGUAGUCAAACUAACGGAUACUUUGUUGGAAGCAAAUCCUUACAUCAACAUCACAAUUUCGACAUUUCCCCCCAACUGUGUGCAGAUGCUUUGUAAAUUUGUAUGUUUUAAUGGAAGAUCGAGCGAAAUUGAAUAUGACAUCAAUUUUGUGGCCGUAAAAAAUAAUAUCAGCUGUAAUCGCAUUGAGGAGUUACGCCUGUACAGCUAUGAAUUUCCUAACAACACAAUCCACUACGGGUUCUUGGGUGACUACAGGGACAAGGUGGAAAUUCUUUAUUUGGCCUCUUCGAACAUAAGCGACGUGGCGGCGGGUGCCUUUGCCAAUGGAGUCUUUCAGAAAAUCUAUUUUGAGAAUUUGAAAUUGGUGCAGAUGCGAAAAGACUUCUUUGAGGGCAUAUCAAAGGAUUUCCAAUCAUUAUCUGUAAUCCAGAGAGAGGAUCCUCUUAGUUUCGUAAACGGCGACUUUUUGGAUUAUGUCAAGUAUGACAUUAAAUAUCUGACAAUGCAGGUGGGCCUGUUCUGUGUGCAAAAUAUGACGGGAAGCGAGAAUCUGCUCAGCAAUUUGGUUUAUGUGGAUUUCAGUUACAAUAAUUUUGGCAGCAGCCUCACCGACGCCAAGUUUAGCAAAUUGUCCAUGGUGGAGCACAUGGACCUGUCGCAUUCCAACUUGGAAUUUCUGCCGGCCUAUAUAUUUGCUGGCUUCACCUCCACCCUGGAGUAUUUGGAUUUGUCGCAUAACAAGUUGAAGACCAUUACGCGCACUAUCUUCGGAUGGCAUGAAAUACCGAGGGAUAUGAAAAUUUACGCCAACGACAAUGAGUGGGAGUGCUCGUGUAGCCUGCAAAAGGACAUGAAGGAUAUUUUUGUUUACCAGACCACAAAACUGGUGUGCUCCGAUCCGCAGGCCUAUGCCAAUUGGGAUGUGUUUGAUGACCGCAUAUGUGAGGCAAAUGCGGUUGAGAUAACCACAACCACGUCCAAGUAUAUUCUGAGUUCUUUACCUCCCAUACAUGAUUAUGAGUUUGACAGGGUUUCUUCAAGAACAACGACUACGGAGCUCAUAAUCACCACAACACCCUCUGAAGACUCAUCAAUACCAUCGUCCACACCCGGCCUGGUAGAAUUGAGAUGUUCAACGGGUAUGCAAAAGGAUGAUUAUGUCAAACAACAUUUGAAAUGGCCUUUGGUGGACUUCACGCUACGUCUUAGGGAUGAAUUAGAAGUGGAUGUUAUCAUAGAUAGCUCUGAGAGCAGUUUAAUUUCAUCGGGCUCCUCCAGUUCUUCAUCAUCGCAAGAGAUGCUUAGCGAGACUAUUGGACUGAUUUGGUUCAACAAGGUCACCACUCAAUAUCAGAAAAUGGAAGUCAACUACAAAGAAUAUGGGCUAGGCUGUUACAAAUCACUAUCCUCGGUGACCACGGUCAGCGAAUUGAUACCCAAUAUGGCCUAUACAUUUUGCAUGGUGCUGCACGAUCAAACGACCAUAUCGCCUUUCAACUGCAAAUCUAUACAAGUGGGUAGUAAUUUGUCCAUUCAGAGCAGUGCUUGGAUUACCCGCGACAUGAAGGUCACUGGCUUAUCUCUGGUUGUAUUCGGAAUUGUCAUUUUCUCAUUUGCUGGUAUUCUUAUGAUCUAUUUGUUGCUGAAACAUAAACCGAUUCUUUUAAAGGGCAGCAAACGGGUCACCAUGGCAAGCUGCCAUAGCGGUGACAUUGUGGUAAUGCCACGGGCGAAAUCGAUUAAAUCUAUAAAGGAAAAGGAAAGCCAAUUGGCGAUAAAAAGCCCCCUUCCACAUGACAGAGGACGUCGUAAAUCCACCGAGAGCGUUGCCAGCUAUCAGAGUUAUAUGAAUGCCAAUCUUUAUGAAAUCAUACCGGCUUACACGCAAAUUGAAAAUAAUAACAGCAAUGGAACAGUGAAUUCGGAAUCUUCAACUGGCAUUAAGAUGCCAGCCUCAAAUACAUUACCGAAUUCUGACAUAGACAAUGCUUAUCUCACACCAUUGCAGACUGUCUCAAGUACAGCAGAUUUAAUGAACUAUGCCGAAAUACCAUAUCGUUCGAAAAGAGUGUCCAAUGAUCCUCUUCCAGAAGUUCCAGCCGAUCAAGAGCCAUUUUAUGGUGUUUCGCUUAAGGAUAAGGGGUAUCCAAACAUUGGUGUUGUCUACAUGCUAGAUAGCCAAGUGUAGGUGAUAGAUGGAGAGUAGGGGGUUACCAAUCAUUGACGAAUUUAAUGUGAAAUAUUUCUUUUGGUAUUUGAUUUCUGUGGUGUUUUCGAUAUAAAAACAAAAGUGGUCUCUCCACUUAAAGUAAAAUACAUAAAUCUAAA
Molecule: messenger RNA, 2477 nt
Organism: Stomoxys calcitrans (stable fly)
Lineage: Eukaryota; Metazoa; Arthropoda; Insecta; Diptera; Muscidae
Exons: 5
Coding region: 1-2337 (778 amino acids)
Molecular function (GO): protein binding
Source: RefSeq, a predicted model, not a curated record